CGUCGCCGGGGAAGAGGCAAAAUGGCGGCGUCGGGGCGAGGUGCCUCUGCUGGGCGGCUGCGGGAGGGGAGGUCGUAUUCCUCUUAGCUUGGCUCCUGUCUGGGGUCCAGGAAUGUGGGGGAAGAGAAAAUGUGUACACUCCAUUAGGGUUGGUGGGAGUCCACCCUCAGCUCCAAGCCCAUUACUGUAAUAUUGUCUAGAUCCCACGAAAGACAGCGGAACAAUUAGGGAUAAAUAGAAGAAUUCAAAGAAUCACAGAUAAUUGGUCGUAUGUUUCUGUCACCAGCCGGCCAUAGCAGGCGCAGAAGAGCGAGAGGCUAUGGAUGAGGUGACGUUUCGGAGUGACACCGUGCUGUCUGAUAUCCACAUGCACGUUCCCAGCAAAAGGCAUCUUAUGGUGAGACUGAACACUGCCGGCCAGCCAGUAUUUCUCUCGCAGUUCAAGCUCCUUUUGAGCAAAAGUCGCCGGAAACUUGAGAAAAAAGAGAAAGACUUUAAAAAGCAAGACGCGAAGUGCCGGCAGACAUAUGGAAAGAAGUUGGAGGAGGAGGAGGAGGGUAAGCAAAAUGACUCCGCCGGGGAAAGAAAGGCUCCCGAAGGGAUUGAAGCUCUGUUGGACGAAGACGGGGAUCUGGAAGUUGUCCGAAAGCCUCGGUUGCCCAGCGAGGAAGCUGAGGAUCUUUCGAGGGACAAAGUAUGUCCCAUCAUUUUGACUAAAGGUAGAGACGUCUUGGAAGAGGAAGAGCACGAAGACAAGAGCUGCGACGUUAUUAAAAUAGAGCACACUAUGGCAACCCCUUUAGAAGAUGUUGGCAAGCAGGUCUGGAGAGGGGCGUUCCUGCUCGUCGACUACAUCCUCUCCGAGCGAGACCUGUUCAAAGACUGCACAGUGCUCGAACUCGGGGGAGGCACUGGGAUUGUCAGUAUCGCCAUGGCGACGGCCGCCAAGACUGUUUACUGCACAGAUAUUGGCGAAGACCUGCUGGACACGUGCAAACGCAACGUUGCCUUAAACAAACACCUCUCCGAGCCCGCUGGAAGUAAAGUUAAGGUCAGGAUGUUGGACUGGCUGCGUGAUGAGUUCUGCACUGAUCCUGAUAUUCGCUACAGCUGGUCCGAUCAAGAGAUCGCGGAGCUGCAUGACCUCACCACUGUGAUCCUGGCCGCUGACGUAUUUUAUGACGACGAUCUAACAGACGCUUUCUUCAGAACGCUGUACCGGAUCACCCACAACUUGAAAAAACCCUGCUCUGUCUACCUGUCGAUAGAGAAGAGGCUGAACUUCAGCUUAAGGCACAUGGAUGUGGCGUGUGAGGCAUACAGUCACUUCCGAGAUACCCUAAACGACCUGGCGAACAUCAGAGAUGGCAAAAUGAGAUACUAUGUCGAGCCUCUCGGCCUCUCCUUCCCUCAACAUAUUGUUUACGAGCGAGUCGAGCAGCUGGAGCUGUGGAAAAUUACAGCAAGUUCGGACCUCUGAAAGUGGCACUCCAGAGAAACAGCAAUAGACGCUGAAACUUUUCUACAGUUCUGUACAGAAUAACUUCCUUAGGGAAGGGUUUUUGGGUUUUUUUGUCUAAAAGACAUCCUCUGCGUCAAACCAGGAACUAAAAAACAGGGGAGGAUGGUUUAUAAAAUAAAUAAUAAUUAUAUAGUAAUAUAAUGAUGAUAAAUUGGUCUGGGGUAUGUGCUUGCUGAUGAAAUACACCCAU
This is a messenger RNA of Gekko japonicus, 1712 nucleotides long. It is a transcript of the gene METTL22, whose product is annotated as methyltransferase like 22. Lineage: Eukaryota; Metazoa; Chordata; Lepidosauria; Squamata; Gekkonidae. Gene Ontology annotation, biological process: protein methylation. Bases 320 to 1480 code for a protein of 386 amino acids. The record is from RefSeq and is a predicted model, not a curated record. Gene Ontology annotation, cellular component: nucleus. Gene Ontology annotation, molecular function: protein methyltransferase activity. The transcript is spliced from 14 exons.